ACAUUAAGGCGUCUAAACCCUAGCCUAAAUUUGUUUCCUCAUCUUAAACCCUACUCCAGUCCAGUCCCCAAAGCCUUCAUCUUCCACAGCCAGCAAUGGCGGACAGAAAGAAAUCUAAGAAACCCACAAACAACAACAUGGAGCACCUCAAGACUGACAUAGCCUCCUUCGCUUCCUCCCUCGGCCUCUCUACCUCUCUCCCUCCCUCUGAUUCUUCAGGCUUCAACGAUGUCGAUUUCCGCAACCCCAAAAAACCCCAACAGAGGCCUAAACCCUCAAAACCCCAGAAUUCCAAACCCCAAAAUCGAAACACCACCCAGAACUUCAAACCCAAUCUUUCGAAACCCCCUUUUCCUUCACUCCCUGAUGUCACCAGCAACAGUGAAAAAGCAAAGACCUUUGAGAAUCUUCCGAAGCUGCCGUUGAUUUCAGCCACCAACAUUGGAGUUUGGUACGAAGAAGCUGAAGAAUUGGAAGGCAAAGUGGUCGGGAAGAUGAAGAAAGCCGAGGCAAGGAGUGACAAGGAGUGGAGUGGUGAGGUGGCCAAGAAGCGAAAGCUUGGAGAGAGGUUGAUGGCACAGUACACGGCGGAUUACGAGGCUUCGAAAGGGAAGAGUGGGGAUAUCAAGCUGUUGCUGACCACACAGAGGUCAGGGACUGCUUCUGAUAAGAUUUCGGCGUUUUCGGUGUUGGUUGGGGAUGAUCCCAUUGCCAAUUUGAGGUCUUUGGAUGCACUUUUAGGAAUGGUAGCAUCAAAAGUAGGAAAGCGAUACGCAUUUGCAGGUUUUGAUGCAUUGAGGGAGUUGUUUCUUACAAGUUUAUUACCCGAUCGUAAGCUUAAGAGCCUCUUACAGCGGCCUUUAAAUGAUCUUCCUGAGACAAAAGAUGGUUAUUCUCUUCUGCUUCUGUGGUAUUGGGAGGAAUGCUUGAAACAAAGGUAUGAACGCUUUGUUAUUGCUCUUGAGGAAGCAUCAAGAGAUAUGUUACCUGAACUCAAAAACAAGGCAUUGAAGACUAUAUAUGUAUUACUCAAGAGUAAAUCGGAGCAAGAGCGAAGAUUACUGUCUGCCCUAGUUAAUAAACUGGGAGAUCCUAAAAAUAAGGGUGCUUCAGAUGCUGAUUUUCACUUAUCAAACCUUUUGCGUGACCAUCCAAACAUGAAGGCUGUGGUGAUUGAUGAGGUGGACUCUUUUCUCUUUCGGCCGCAUUUAAACAUACAAGCAAAGUACCAUGCGGUUAACUUUUUGAGCCAAAUUCAACUAAGAAAUAAAGGAGAUGGACCAAAGGUGGCAAAAAGUUUGGUAGAUGUAUAUUUUGCACUUUUCAAGGUACUGAUUUCUGAGGCAGGUGGAGGUGAAAAGGCCGAAAAGGACGAGAAAGUAGGGGGUAAAAAACCAGCCGGUUCUCGUAAGGAUGGCAAAGGCAAUAGUUCAUCAGAUUCUCAUUUUGAAUUGGAUUCACGUCUUCUAUCAGCUCUAUUAAUGGGAGUCAAUAGAGCAUUCCCAUAUGUUUCGAAGAAUGAGGCUGAUGACGUUGUUGAGGCCCAAACACCAACACUUUUCCAUUUGGUUCAUUCUACUAACUUCAAUGUAGGAGUUCAAGCACUGAUGCUUCUUCAUCAUAUCUCAUCUAAGAAUCAAAUUGUCAGUGAUAGGUUUUACCGAGCCUUGUACUCAAAACUACUCCUUCCAGCUGCCAUGAAUACUUCCAAGGCUGAAACAUUUAUUGGACUUCUUCUGAGAGCAAUGAAAUCUGAUGUCAAUGUGAAGCGUACAGCUGCUUUUGCAAAACGUCUACUGCAGGUCGCCCUUCAACAGCCGCCUCAAUAUGCAUGUGGAUGCCUCUUUCUUCUCUCUGAAGUUCUAAAAGCACGGCCCCCCUUGUGGAACAUGGUGCUCCAAAACGAGUCAGUUGAUGAUGACCUUGAGCAUUUUGAAGAUGUGAUAGAAGAAACCGAUAAUGAACCCAGCCCUGUCCUGGAGAAACAAGAAGUUGAACUUGUUCAUAACAGUGAUGAAAAAAGUGAUACCGUCAAUUCUGAUCAUGAUUCUUCAGAAGAUGAUAUUGACUCUUCCGCCUCAUAUUCUGAAGAUGAAGCUUCCAAUGAAGCAGAUGAGUUUCAUUUUAGAAAUGAUUCAAAGGACUCCAAGACGGUGCCUGAUGGUAGCGUGCAGCAACCACAAGUAGUAUCCUCUGAGAAGACUUCACUACCUGGAGGCUAUGAUCCACGACACAGAGAGCCCUCUUACUGCAAUGCAGAUCGUGUAAGCUGGUGGGAGUUGACGGUACUUGCUUCUCAUGUGCACCCUUCAGUUUCUACCAUGGCAAAGACGCUUCUCUCUGGGGCGAAUAUUGUCUAUAAUGGAAACCCACUGAAUGACCUAUCACUUACUGCUUUUCUGGACAAGUUUAUGGAGAAAAAACCAAAGGCAAGCACAUGGCAUGGUGGUUCGCAAAUUGAACCUGCGAAAAAGCUUGACAUGACCAACCGAUUCAUAGGACCAGAAAUCCUCUCAUUGGCUGAAGAAGAUGUACCUGCAGAAGAUCUCGUCUUUCACAAGUUCUACAUGAAUAAAAUGAAUACUUCGAAGAAACCAAAGAAGAAGAAGAAGAAGGCAACAACAGAAGAUGAAGAUGCCGCGGAGUUGUUUGAUGUGGAUGGUGGUGGUGAUGAUGAGAGUGAUAAUGAAGAGAUUGACAAUAUGCUGGAUUCUGCUGGUGUUGCCAUGGAUGCAGAUGGCGACUAUGAUUAUGAUGAUCUAGACCAAGUAGCCAAUGACGACGAUGAAGACUUGGUUGGUAAUGUUAGUGAUGUCAGUGAUGCUGAUCUUGACCUGCCCUCAGAUAUUGCAGAGGGUGAAGAUUUUGAUACCACUGCAAACAGUGAUGAAAGUGAUGAUGGCGAUGAUGCUAUUGAUAUAGGAGAUGUUGAUGACGACGAGGUUGAGGAUGAGGAUGAGGAUGAGGAUGUCCAUAUUGAGAGUGUCCAAGGGAAAAGUAAACGGAAGCGUGGGAAGGCAGCAGCAUCCCCAUUUGCGAGUCUGGAAGAAUAUGAGCAUUUGUUUAACGAGGACGCCCCUGCUGAGAAGGAAUCUAAAAGCAAGAAGAAAUCCAAGCCCCGAAAGAAGAGAAAGUCGUCUGAUUAAACCUACGUUUGCCUUUUUUGGUUUUCAGACUUCAUUACAAACAUACUUUAUAGCCAAAAAGGGUAGAAAAUUUUGUUUAAGCUUUAAGCUUUAAUUGUACCAGUAAGUUGUCAGCUGUUAAAAGGAACCUCCACAUCAUUGUACUACCAUCAAUAUUGUCAAUGAAAGAAGCAUAGGAAAUUUGCUA
Molecule: messenger RNA, 3333 nt
Organism: Rosa rugosa (rugosa rose)
Lineage: Eukaryota; Viridiplantae; Streptophyta; Magnoliopsida; Rosales; Rosaceae
Product: protein SLOW WALKER 2
Exons: 16
Coding region: 96-3146 (1016 amino acids)
Cellular component (GO): nucleus
Source: RefSeq, a predicted model, not a curated record